Molecule: messenger RNA, 1587 nt
Organism: Didymodactylos carnosus
Lineage: Eukaryota; Metazoa; Rotifera; Eurotatoria; Philodinida; Philodinidae
Source: the annotation of a GenBank genome assembly
AUGAGUGGAAAAGUCAUAAAAAGCUUAAAACAAUUGUGUACCAAUGCAAAAUCUGUUAGUUUAACACUGAAUCUAUGGUCUGAUCAUCGACUGCACAGUUACUUAGGAAUCACGAUGCAUACCAUUAUUCAAAAUGAAUUGCAUUCAUAUCCGUUAUCCUUUGAACGAUCAAAGGGAGGACACAUUGCAAUCAAUAUUUUGAGCGAAUUUCAUAAAGUUGUAAAAUUUUAUGAAUUAGAGAAUAAACUGGUGAGAAUCGUGACGGAUAAUGCGAGUAAUAAUAUGGCUGCAUUUGAUAACCUAAUAUUACCCGGUUUCGAUGAUUAUUUUAAUAAUACUGGUGGUCUUGAUGGGACUGACAAUGACUAUCAAUUAUCAUUAACGACAGCAGCAGCUACAACAACAGACAAUCAAGACUGGAACGAUGAAGAAGGCGAGGAAAUAGAGAUGAAUAGUGGAGACGAGAAGGAUAUUGAUAUUGAAUGGGAAAAAUCUGGAUUCAUUAGCAAAGAUAGCCUUGUAGUUAAUCUUCCCGAUCAAGAUUUUGCUCUUUUUGGUAAUAUUACAGUUAAUGGAUAUUUGCGCAUCCCAUGCUUCGCACAUACGCUUCAGUUGGUGAUACAUGAUGGUAUUUAUAAUUCCAAACCAGCCUUCAAUGCAUUAAAAAAGGUAGCUGCUAUUGCCAAAUUUAGUCGUACAAGUUGUGUAUUUGCUGAGCGGUUGGAACUUACCAAACAAUCAAUACCAAUAGCAACAGUUGCCAGAUGGAUUUCUCAAUUUUAUACGAUCAAAGCUGUUUAUAAUGUAUCACAAUCGGAACUAAAUAUCAUCUUGAAUGAUUUGAACAAAAGUGAAAUGAUUUUGACUUCAGCCGAUAGACGAGUACUAAGUGAAUUUAUUCAGUUAUUAGAACUGUUUGAAGAAGCAACUACUCAUGCACAAGGAGAAACUCAUUCCACCAUUAGCUGUGUUGCCCCAAGCAUUUUAUCAAUUUUUCAUUUUUUAGAUAUUCAAAAAUGUGUUUAUUUGGGCAAGUUGAGAGAAAGUUUGUUAACAUCAAUAAAAGCAAGAUUUAGUGGAUUAUUAAGACACUUUCAUAUUGAUGUUCCAAACAAUCAACACUCAAUGUCGGAACGAUUUUCCGAUCCGAUAUUUCUUAUUACGCCUACAUUAGAUGCUCGUUUUAAAAUGCAUUGGCUAAGUACUAUUGGUUUAACAGAUGAUAUUAAAGACACUGUGAUAGAAAAAAUACGAACACUCAUUAACUUGGCGGAUAGUCAAGUUUUACCGAAAGAUAGUGAAGGAGAAAUAGAGACCGUAGGACAAGAGUUGGCUAAUAUUAAUUCUCCAGUCAACGGCAAACGGAAAAUUUCAAAACUGUUUCCAUAUUUAGCGAAACCGUCAAAAAGAAUCUUAGGUACAACUUCGAGUAUUUUGGAGGAGUUAGAAAGUUUUCUAAAAGAAGAAGCAAUGGACAGUAAUCUUAUAUUAGUUAAACAGCGGUUGUUUCCAAGUUUAGCUACAUUAGCUCUCAAAUAUUUUACAGUACCCGCGACGUCAACAUCAGGAGAAAGAAUCUUCUCAUAA